AAGGGGCCGCGGGGGCGCCACGUGUGUGCGGCAUGGCGGCGGCGGAGGAGGCGGCGGCGGUGCGGGAGCUGCUGCGCUUCCUGCGGCCGGAGGCGCGGGCCGACGUGCGGGCGCAGGCGGCGGCGCACGCGCUGGGGCUGACGGGCAGCGCGGAGGGGCGGGCGCUGCUGGGCGGGCCGGGCCCCGUGCGGGCGCUGCUGGCGCUCAGCGCCGACCCGGCCGCGGGCGGCGCCAGCCUGGCGGCGCUGCUCAACCUGGCCGCCGAGCCGGGCGCCGCCGCCGCCGCCGCGCUGGCCCCCGCGCUGCCCGCCCUGCUGCGCCGCGCGCUGGAGCCGGCCGAGCCGCGGGCCGAGGCGCUCUGCCACCUGCUCUGCAACGCGGCGCGGGCCGAGGCGGGCGCGCGGGCGCUGGCGGCGGCGCCGGGGCCGGGCCCGGGCCCGCUGGUGGAGGCGCUGUGCGCGCCCCGCGCCGCCCCGCACGCCCUCGCCCCGCUGCUCGCCAACCUCAGCCGCCUGCCCGAGGCGCGCCGCGCCCUGCUGCAGCGCCCCAGGUGCAUGCUGCAGAGGCUGCUGCCCUUCACGCAGUACGAGGGCUCCGCCGUGCGCCGCCGGGGGGUGGUCGGGACGAUCCGGAACUGCUGCUUCGAGCACUGCUCCCACGAGUGGCUGCUGAGCGACGAGGUGGACAUACUCCCCUUCCUCCUGCUGCCGCUGGCCGGCCCCGAGGAGUUGCCCGAGGAGGAGAUGGAAAGGCUGCCCGUGGACCUGCAGUACCUGCCGCCGGAGAAGCAGCGGGAGAAGGAACCCGACAUCCGGAAGAUGCUGCUGGAGACGAUCAUGCUGCUCACGGCCACGAAGCCUGGGCGGUGCCUGGUGAAGGAGAAGGGCACCUACCUGAUCCUGCGCGAGCUGCACCGCUGGGAGCCUGAGCCCCACGUCCGGGCUGCCUGUGAGAAGCUCAUCCAGGUGUUGAUCGGGGACGAGCCGGGGCCGGGCAUGGAGAACCUGCUGGAGGUGACGAUCCCGGCCGAGGUGGAGGCACAGCUGCAGCGCCUGGACCGCGAGGAGGAGGAGGAGGAAGAGCGGCGGUGCCAGCAGGAGCGGAGCGAGGAGCUAGGGGCGCAGACCUGCCCCCAGGGGCCCUCAAGGUGAUUGGCGUGGCCCCCACGCACGGGGACUCAUUGCCUGGAUCAUGCCCCACGGAGGACCCAGCCCCUUCCUGCAAAUCAGCCAGGAGCCGGGGUUGGGAGCUGCCAGGGCGUGAGGGUCCUUCCCUGGGCCCCCCUCGCCUGCCUCUGCUCAUGGCUGUGAGAUGACCGUGGGGGCCCCGGUCUCAGCAGCACUCCCCUUGCGCCUGGGGGACAGGCUGGAGGCUUCGGCCAGGCCCUGGCUGGUGACUUGACCCCGUGGCAGCUCCUUGCAGCAGCUCUCAGCUCCAGGAGCUGCCCCUGCCCUGUGCUGCAGGGGCCGUGGCCCAGCCUGGGCCCUGGGGGUGCCCAGCUGUAGGAGGGCUGCACCCAGAAGCUGCCCCGCUGCUUGCUCCUGGGGGGCCGUGGGUGCAGGGUGGCCACGUGCUGGGGCCGGGCUGCGGGGAUCUCGGCCUCGUGCUUGGCCGGGCGCUGCAGGGAAUAAAGCGAGUGUUUCUGAGCUGA
Molecule: messenger RNA, 1651 nt
Organism: Alligator mississippiensis (American alligator)
Lineage: Eukaryota; Metazoa; Chordata; Crocodylia; Alligatoridae
Gene: HGH1
Product: HGH1 homolog
Exons: 6
Coding region: 33-1151 (372 amino acids)
Source: RefSeq, a predicted model, not a curated record